UCUACUCACCUUUUGCCCUGCUUCAUUCAAGAUGCCUGCAGCCGGCCCCAUGGACGACCAAUGGGUCUCCUUCCACAUCCGGGACCACCUGGACAAGGGCGAGAUCUCCGUCCGUCACACCGUCAUCGAAGGUGGUGAAUUCCACGACCCCAAUAACCGCAGACAGUCCCUCACCGAGGACGAGAUUGAUGAAAUCACCAUCCCCUCGUACGGCAUCGGUGAGAUCUGUGCUCGCGGUCGCCGCGGCAGUGAGGGCCGGCUGGACCUCUUCCACGACGAGGAAAAGAUCUGCGAAUUGCACUGGGAUAAUCGCCAGGGCAAUCGCGUGAACAUCGUCGAGAUGCUGGACAGUAAUAACAAGUAUCGUGUCGAACAUGGGGGAUGGAGCCCAGAGGCUGGACCUCUGGGCCACGUCUACAUUGACAUCUUGGAGCAGCAGAAGAAGAAGAAUAGCAAAUAACGGCGUUUGGGAUUUUGGAGUUAUCCGGCGAGGUCCGGAUGCAGCAGUGCUGCAAGGGAGGG
This is a messenger RNA of Aspergillus costaricaensis CBS 115574, 522 nucleotides long. RefSeq names its product aegerolysin family protein. Gene Ontology annotation, biological process: symbiont-mediated hemolysis of host erythrocyte. Lineage: Eukaryota; Fungi; Ascomycota; Eurotiomycetes; Eurotiales; Aspergillaceae. The transcript is spliced from 2 exons. The record is from RefSeq and is a predicted model, not a curated record. The coding region runs from base 32 to 460 and encodes 142 amino acids.